AGCUCGGCAGCCGCAGAGGCGGCAGCGGCGGCGGCGCGGCGCAGGCACCGGCCCGGGGAGCGGCACCAUGAGCGGAUCACAGAACAAUGACAAAAGACAAUUUCUGCUGGAGCGACUGCUGGAUGCAGUGAAACAGUGCCAGAUCCGCUUUGGAGGGAGAAAGGAGAUCGCCUCGGAUUCCGACAGCAGGGUCACCUGUCUGUGUGCCCAGUUUGAAGCCGUCCUGCAGCAUGGCUUGAAGAGGAGUCGAGGAUUGGCACUCACAGCGGCAGCGAUCAAGCAGGCAGCGGGCUUUGCCAGCAAAACCGAAACAGAGCCCGUAUUCUGGUACUAUGUGAAGGAGGUCCUCAACAAGCACGAGCUGCAGCGCUUCUACUCCUUGCGCCACAUCGCCUCAGACGUGGGCCGGGGCCGCGCCUGGCUGCGCUGUGCCCUCAACGAACACUCCCUGGAGCGCUACCUGCACAUGCUUCUGGCCGACCGCUGCAGGCUCAGCACUUUUUAUGAAGACUGGUCUUUUGUGAUGGAUGAAGAGAGGUCCAGCAUGCUUCCUACAAUGGCAGCGGGUCUGAACUCCAUACUCUUUGCGAUUAACAUCGACAACAAGGAUUUGAACGGGCAGAGUAAGUUUGCUCCCACCGUUUCAGACCUCUUAAAGGAGUCAACGCAGAAUGUGACCUCCUUGCUGAAGGAGUCCACGCAAGGAGUGAGCAGCCUGUUCAGGGAGAUCACAGCCUCCUCUGCCGUCUCCAUCCUCAUCAAACCUGAACAGGAGACGGACCCCUUGCCUGUCGUGUCCAGGAAUGUCAGUGCUGAUGCCAAAUGCAAAAAGGAGCGGAAGAAGAAAAAGAAAGUGACCAACAUUAUCUCAUUUGAUGAUGAGGAAGAUGAGCAGAACUCUGGGGACGUUUUUAAAAAGACACCUGGGGCAGGGGAGAGCUCCGAGGACAACUCUGACCGCUCCUCUGUCAAUAUCAUGUGCGCCUUUGAAAGCCCUUUUGGGCCAAAUUCCAAUGGAAGUCAGAGCAGCAACUCAUGGAAAAUUGAUUCCCUGUCUUUGAACGGGGAGUUUGGGUACCAGAAGCUUGAUGUGAAAAGCAUCGAUGAUGAAGAUGUGGAUGACAAUGAAGAUGACGUGUAUGGAAACUCAUCAGGAAGGAAGCACAGGGGCCACUCGGAGUCGCCUGAGAAGCCACUGGAAGGGAACACCUGCCUCUCCCAGAUGCACAGCUGGGCUCCGCUGAAGGUGCUGCACAAUGACUCCGACAUCCUCUUCCCUGUCAGUGGCGUGGGCUCCUACAGCCCAGCAGAUGCCCCCCUCGGAAGCCUGGAGAACGGGACAGGACCAGAGGACCAUGUUCUCCCGGAUCCUGGACUUCGGUACAGUGUGGAAGCCAGCUCUCCAGGCCACGGAAGUCCUCUGAGCAGCCUGUUACCUUCUGCCUCAGUGCCAGAGUCCAUGACAAUUAGUGAACUGCGCCAGGCCAUUGUGGCCAUGAUGAACAGGAAGGAUGAGCUGGAGGAGGAGAACAGAUCACUGCGAAACCUGCUCGACGGUGAGAUGGAGCACUCAGCCGCGCUCCGGCAAGAGGUGGACGCCUUGAAAAGGAAGGUGGCUGAACAGGAGGAGCGGCAGGGCAUGAAGGUCCAGGCGCUGGCCAGAGAGAACGAGGUGCUCAAAGUCCAGCUGAAGAAAUAUGUAGGAGCUGUCCAGAUGCUGAAAAGAGAAGGUCAAACAGCUGAAGUUGUGCCAAAUCUUUGGAGUGUUGAUGGAGAAGUUACAGUAACUGAGCAGAAGCCGGGAGAAAUUGCUGAAGAACUUGCAAGCUCCUACGAAAGAAAGCUCAUCGAGGUGGCAGAGAUGCAUGGCGAGCUGAUUGAGUUCAACGAGCGCCUGCACAGGGCCCUGGUGGCCAAGGAAGCCCUCGUGUCCCAGAUGAGGCAGGAGCUCAUCGAUCUCCGGGGACCGGUGCCUGGAGAUUUGAGUCAAACGUCCGAAGACCAGAGUUUGUCGGAUUUUGAAAUAUCAAACCGGGCGCUGAUCAACGUCUGGAUCCCCUCAGUGUUUCUCCGGGGCAAAGCAGCAAAUGCAUUCCAUGUGUAUCAGGUCUACAUCCGGAUAAAAGACGAUGAAUGGAACAUCUAUCGCCGGUAUACAGAGUUCAGGAGUUUGCACCACAAGUUACAAAACAAGUACCCUCAAGUGAGGGCCUACAACUUCCCACCCAAAAAGGCCAUUGGAAACAAGGAUGCCAAGUUUGUGGAGGAACGAAGAAAGCAGCUCCAGAAUUACCUGCGCAGCGUCAUGAACAAAGUCAUCCAGAUGGUCCCCGAGUUUGCCGCCAGCCCCAAGAAGGAGACCCUCAUCCAGCUGAUGCCCUUCUUUGUCGACAUCACCCCACCCGGAGAACCUGUCAACAGCAGCCGGCCCAAAGCGGCUUCUCGCUUCCCCAAACUCUCCCGAGGUCAGCCCCGGGAGCCGCGCAACGUGGAGCCCCAGAGCGGCGAUCUCUGACCUUGACAAAACCCCAGCCACGGGCCCUACGCAUCGCGCCAGCUGUCUCCACCCCAACCACUGCCGCUGGCCCGUAAACCUCGGCGUGAGAACGUCGUCCUACCUGGUGAUCCUGAGAGCACACGAUCCCCACUAGUUACACAACACCCUGAUUAAACUGGUCAGUCUUUGAACCGCACAGUCUAGUGACCCCAGAAAGCAAGGCAGUGCCUCGCUGGACAGACGGGGACACGUGGUCCUUCUGCUCCUGGGGUCUGCCCUAGGCUGGAGGGGCUGUUCGCCUUCCUGCAGUUCAGGGCUGGCAGGAGGGUGGCCACCAGGUCAGGCUGGGUGGCCUCUGAGAUGCACAGGUGAUCCCCUACAUAGGGAAGUUCCUACAGAGCCAGCCUCUCUACUCUUUGCCACAUGGGGACUAGAAUGACUGUUAUAGCCUCUCCUUUUGCUUUUUAAGG
Molecule: messenger RNA, 2967 nt
Organism: Nomascus leucogenys (northern white-cheeked gibbon)
Lineage: Eukaryota; Metazoa; Chordata; Mammalia; Primates; Hylobatidae
Gene: SNX29
Product: sorting nexin 29
Molecular function (GO): phosphatidylinositol binding
Source: RefSeq, a predicted model, not a curated record